AUGGACCCAGUCGACACGGAAAGUCAAGCGAAAGAGAUAUCUUCGAAUCAAAUUGAGAAUGUGAACGCGACUGAUGAGUUUUUAUUCACUCCGGAGGAGGAGAAAGCAUUGGUGAAAAAGGUCGAUCUCACCCUGUUACCUACCAUCUGGAUCAUGUACUUGUUAUCGUAUCUAGAUCGGACCAAUAUCGGCAAUGCAAAGAUCUCUGGGAUGGAAGUCGAUCUCAACCUGACAUCCAACCAAUAUUCCAUUGCGUUGGUGGUAUUCUUUGUUGGAUACGUGGUAUUGGAGGUCCCAAGCAACCUCGUGCUGGGUCGAUCACGGCCCUCGAUUUUCCUCCCUUCAAUCAUGAUCCUUUGGGGCGCCCUGACGUGUGUUAUGGCUGUUGUCAAAUCAUUCGCCCACCUGGUGAUUCUGAGAACAAUCCUUGGAUGCAUUGAGGCCGGCUUCGCCCCGGGUGUUUUGCUUCUCAUUUCAUCGUGGUACAAACAAACUGAACAAUCCAAGAGGUUUGGCGUAUUCAUCUCAGCAGCUGUUUUAUCCGGUGCAUUCGGGGGUCUUAUUGCCGCUGGGAUCGUCGAUGGCCUUGAAGGGGCCUGUGGCAUCCGCGGUUGGCGGUGGUUGUUCAUCAUCGAGGGUGCUAUCACUGUCGGCUUCGCAAUCAUUUCGAUCUUCAUUCUUCCAGACUUUCCAGCAACAACGAAAAGACUGUCUGAUCGCGAGAGGAAGAUAGCAGUUGCACGCUUGGCUAAAGAGAAUGUCAUCGCAUCUUCCGAAGCCACAGAAAGGUUGAGCAACUUGGGUGCUUGCAAGGUAGCCUGCCAAGACUACCGGACCUGGGCUUUCGUGAUAGGCUACAUGGUCAUUGUUGGCUCAAGCACGUUGACAUAUUUUUAUCCUACUCUCGUAGGAGGACUUUUUGGAGACGCUUCUACCAAAAGGAUAAAUCUAUUGACUGUUCCAAUCUACGCAGUCGCUUUCGUUGCCACCGGAGUCACAUCUUACUACGGAGACAAAGUACCUUCAUGGCGUGGUAUAAUCAUCGCUGGCUGGCUGUUGUUUUCGCUCAUCUGUGCAAUUCUGGUUUGCACGAUUUAUAACUUCGCAGCUCGAUAUGCGCUUCUUGUGCUCAUAGCGGCGGGCCUUUGGUCCACCAACGGAGGUACAUUGGCCUACGCGUCCUCUGCGUUUGCUGGUAUGCAUCCACAGGCCCGUGGUGUCUCCUUGGCUAUGGUCAAUGCUUUGGGUAACCUCGCGCAGAUUUACGGAUCAUACCUAUUCCCCGAGAAGGAUGGCCCGAAGUAUAUUAUGGGAUUUUCUGUUAUAUCUGCAAUGCUUGCAGUCGGCGUGACGGUGUUUCUUUUCUUACAAUUUCGUCUCUAUAGACGUUCCAAGGGUGGUGUUGUGCAGUAA
Penicillium olsonii is the source of this 1413-nucleotide messenger RNA. NCBI's taxonomy places the organism in Eukaryota, Fungi, Ascomycota, Eurotiomycetes, Eurotiales, Aspergillaceae. The record is from the annotation of a GenBank genome assembly.